Messenger RNA from Spodoptera litura, 2727 nucleotides. The record is from RefSeq and is a predicted model, not a curated record. Lineage: Eukaryota; Metazoa; Arthropoda; Insecta; Lepidoptera; Noctuidae.
AUGGGAGUGAAAAAUCCAGAGAAGAAAGUGUUCCAUCCACCUUCAGUUAAAAGAGAGCCUGAUUCCCCCCCACCAGGAUACGAAUCGGUUGAAUCAAAUGAAAUGAACAAAAAUCGUAAACCUCCAAAUGGAUUGCCAAUUGGUCGAGGGGAUCCUAAAGACCAGAAUAUUGUUCAACAAAUGAACGACCAAGAUGGAAAUGCCAUAUUUCCGCGUCCUGAUGGACAACCAUUAAGUGGCUCAGACUCCAUAGAUUUGAACCUAUUAUGGGAUGAGUUCAAGAAUUUGGUAGCUAAACAACGGCAAAAGCAAAAACCAGGUGAAACUAUGGAAAACUGGGAAGAGGACGCUCAUAUGUGGGCUUCGUAUUCCAGACAAUUAGUGGAAAGAGACAAAACUGCGAAAAGACGAGCUCAAGAAGAGGAACGUAAAGACGCGGAACGUAAAGCUGCAAGACAAAAUGAACACAAAUAUUUGAAUCCUAGCGCUGGUAUGGAACAAUAUUGGACAUCAAACGAAAAUGAUAAGAAACCAUCGGAUCCAGGAAAGGAUAUGGAUGCAGUAGGCAAAGAGAUGUUGGAAACACUCUCUCGAUUGCCUCACUCACAAUCUGACUCUGAAGGUCAAGGAAUAACCGGUUUAGAUACAUAUCUUUCGGGUACUGAUAAAGGUAGAGGCCCAGAAGCAUUCCCUAGGGGCGCAGGAGGACAUUCUGAUUACCCUGGUAAUGGUAGGGGCCCAGGAGCGUACUCUAGUGGCCCGGGAGAAUAUCUUAGGGGGCAAGAUACAUACCCUGGGGGUGCAGGAGGAUUUCCUGGGAGCCCAGGAGAUUUUCCUGGGAAUUCAGGGUUUCCUGGGAGUGCAGGAGGAUAUCCUGGGGGCGCCGGAGGAUAUCCUGGGGGCGCCGGACGAUAUCCUGGGGCUGCAUUAGGGUAUUCUGGGGGCUCAGGAGGAUAUCCUGGGGGUGCGGGAGGAUAUCUUGGAGGCGCAGGAGGGUAUCCUGGGGGACCAGGAGGAUAUCCUGGGGUCGCAGGAGGGUAUCCUGGGGGACCAGGAGGAUAUCCUGGGGGCACAGGAGGAUAUCCUGAAGGCGCAGGACAAUUUCCUGGGGGCUCUGAAAUAUUUUCUGGUGAUACAAGAGGAUUUCCUGGGGGCCCGGGAGGAUUUCCUCAGGGUCCGGGAAGAUUUCCUGGUGGCGCAGCAGGUUUUCCUGGGGGCGCAGGAGGAUAUCCUGGGGGCGCAGCAGGAGCAGCAAUUCCAGGGGCCCCAGAAGGAAUUCCUGGAGGCGCUGGAGGAUUUCCUAGGAAUCCGGGAGGAUUUCCUGGGGGCCCAGGGGGAUUUCCCGAAGGUCCGGGCACAUAUCCUAGAGGCUCAGGAUCGAAUCCCAGAAGCCCAGAAGCGUUUUCUGGUGGUCUUGGUAAACCUGGGAACAAUUUUAAAUUCCCUACAGAACUAUCUUUAUCAAAAAAUGCCCAACUUUGGAACGCUAUGAAACAAGGCAUUCAUUUACCUAUGCCUCCACCAAAGUUAUGGACUCGACGACAAUAUGAUGGAAUGCCUCCUAUAUAUUAUAAAGAUCGACCAAACGAAUCACAAGGAGCAAUAUCGACGGGUCGGGACGAUCGUUAUCUAACACCUGAACAGAGGUCUCAAGAAUCUCCUGAUUACGAUAUGGGGCCAGAUACUUCGCAAUUUUCUCAAAGUUUCGAAAAACCAAGAAUUGCAUUUGACGAAAACGUUAACGAGGCUAACGUUCCUAUUGGUGAUGGCAAAAUACCAGGUGUAGGAUCUGAGGCUGACUUUCCGAAUGGUUAUCGACCAAACUAUGGUGAUAAAUCGCAAAUUUCUCCUGGGUUUUAUCAGAUGCCCCAGUCUUACAGUAGCGGAUAUCCAGAGGCUCAAAAAAAUCCAUUUAUAAAAACUCAACCCAAGACAACAAGUAAUAAAUCCCCGCCACAGAUCCCACUCAAGAACAUAGUAGCUGAAAGCUACCCAGAUGAUUUCAAGCACGCUCUCCGGAUGGGUGGACCACGUUCCCAACCUGGGCUUGAUUCUGAAUCAAAUUUCCCCGAGGCGUCUAGUCUAGAUAAUUUUAAACACGCGCUCCGGAUGGGUGGACCACGGUUCCAACCUGGCCCAGGUUCUGAAUUAAAUGUUCCUGAGGGGUCUGGUCCAGAUAAUUCUAAGCACGCUCUUCGGAUGGGUGGACCACGUUUUCAACCUGGGCCAGGUUCUGAAUCAGAUUUCUCAGAGGGGUUUCAUCCUAAAAUAGCUGGUGGAAACAUGGAAAGGGGAGUUCCGUCAAGUAAUGGACUUCAUAGACCGCCGAGAUUAAAUAAUCAGUUCCAAUUCCAAGGUAUGGAGCAAAGAGGACCACCUCCUGGAUGGCAUAGUGAGGGCAAAGCGGGCUGGAAACCUGAUAAAUCUUGGGGAUCAUCACGUUUUAGUCCACCAGGAGAGCCAGACUACCAGCCACUACCGGAAUCGGAACGAUUACAACCAAAUCAACCUCGUGAAUUUCCUGUAAAGGGAAAGGAUGGGCCGGCAGCACUUCGUGAUGGUGCAGAUGACGUUGCUAUUACUUUUCAAGGCCAAAACUCACCUGGUGUUGAUGUAGAACUAGGUCAGGCCGGAUUUAAACCGCGUCAACCAAAUCUACCAACCGGGUAUAAUUUGUUGCAAAUUGCGUUAAAUAAAACUGUGAGAGAGUCAUCGGCAGAUGUUUAA